Echinococcus granulosus is the source of this 4821-nucleotide messenger RNA. Its product is annotated as Protein unc-13 B. The coding region runs from base 1 to 4821 and encodes 1606 amino acids. Gene Ontology annotation, cellular component: neuromuscular junction; terminal bouton; presynaptic active zone cytoplasmic component. Gene Ontology annotation, biological process: synaptic transmission, glutamatergic; neuromuscular junction development; presynaptic dense core vesicle exocytosis. Gene Ontology annotation, molecular function: syntaxin-1 binding; diacylglycerol binding; calmodulin binding. Lineage: Eukaryota; Metazoa; Platyhelminthes; Cestoda; Cyclophyllidea; Taeniidae. The record is from RefSeq and is a predicted model, not a curated record. The transcript has 26 exons.
AUGCAGCAGAUGCGAACAACAAGCGACUUGGAGGUGGCAAGGAUUAUGGAGCGUCGACCACAGCCACAUGUCUACCGAAACCAUCUUCCCUCGCCCCUGCCACCUCCAGUGUCACCACCUGUAGCAUCUACUGCGAAAGGGGAGGGCUGUCAUCUGACUAUACGGAAUCCUUACUUCAUGACGGCGGCCAGCCAUCCCGGUUGUUCUUGCCCUUACCUGAAGAAUGAAAACCACUGGCACAGUCUGGAGCAAUGUAGCUGUCCCCAUGAAGAUCUUCAUGCUCAUUUUGAAACGAAGAACAUUGAGAAUAUCGUCGCAAUGCUACCGAGCCGAGAGACAGAUAUCCUUGACGAUCUGGUGGAUAGUUCAUCCAGUUCUGAGGCGAGUGAUGUCUCGGAAGUGUCGCCAAGGCAUAUUGUAACGUUGCACAGGGCCUCGGCACUUCCCAAUAAAUUUACCAGUCAAAGACAAAUUUCUGACGAGGAUGAACCGAUAAGCACGCUAAUUUCGAAGAGUGGAUGGUUGGGUGAUUUUGAGGAGCAAAAAAAGUCAUUGCAACUAAUUUCUACCUCCACUGCAAAUGGAGCUAUGAAUCGGUUGAGACCAUCGGAGGAGGCUUUUCAUCGACGAAUUUCGGAAGGCCCUGUAAAAGUGGAAAAACCUGUUGAUGGAACUAAUUUUUUGACCACCUUUCCGCAAACUGAGUCGGAGCCGUGUUUUAAAGUGGGAAGAAAGGAGUAUGUUGUUAAUGACGAAAAAUGUGCUGGUAACAUGGGAUCCCUCACCGAGUCAAGAGCAUCCAGUGUAACCACAGAGAAGAUGGGUGGGAAGGAGAGGAAUAGGGAGGAAGAGUCAAUACAAUCUGGCACGUCUUCUGUUGGUGACUCUGGGAAAGUUGAGAUUGAAAAAGAGAAUAGAGGGGAGGAGGAGGAGGAGGAGGAAGAAGAAGAAGAUGACGAUGAGGGCGAGGAAGAGGAAGAAGAGGAAGAUGAGAUGACUCCCGACGAAGCUUUUAACCUAGCUACCGCAGACUCUUCCAGUGAGGACUUUUUACAAACUGGAGCGUUGGUCGUCGAAGAAGACACACCUCCUCCACCUCCUCCUUCCGCUUCACCUCCUUCGUUGGUCAUAUCGCCUGCACACACCUCGACCUCCCCACAAGCGUCCAUGGCGAAGAAAGAGGAUGAGGAGGGGGAGGAGGAGUCAAAGGGUCAGGUGAAAGCAAAAGACGAAGCGGCUGAGGGAAGUGGGAGUCAGAGUCCACCUCCGCAAAUAGAUCGUCACAUGCGUGCGAGUGCUGCCAAAAGUUUUUAUCAGUCGAUUGACAGCGCGCCAGAACGGCGCUGGAGCAAGCGAACCCUACCACUUGUCAGUGAUUUGGUGCUUCAAACCAUGUCUGCUCAAAAAAGAACGGCCAGUGUUCUACCUGCCAGCAUUGGACAAAGCACCACCUUGAGUGGAGCCGAUCUUAAGCUGUUGGUUUACCGAAAGACACUGAACGCUUUGGCGUAUCCGAUCUCGGGGAAUACACCGCAUAACUUCGAGGUAUUCAACGCCACCAGUCCGACUUACUGCUACGAGUGUGAGGGUUUGUUGUGGGGUGUGGCGAGGCAAGGUCUACGAUGCUCUGAAUGUGGUGUGAAGUGUCACGAGAAGUGCAAACGCCUGCUCAAUGCUGACUGUCUGCAGCGCUCCGCCGAGAAGUCGUCACGACAUGGCGCAGAGGAUAAGGCGCAAGCGGCGAUGAAUUCGAUGCGAUCACUGAUCCAUCGACGCCUAGCAGAUCGGCCGGACAUAUUUCGAGCGAUUUUCGACAUCUUUGCCAUCGACCCAGUCGAGGGCAGGGCACGGGCGGAGCGUCUGGCAGAAGUGGAGCGGAGCAUUCUCUCCGGCGCCAGUCAGUGGUCCGCCAAACUUGCAAUCACCGUGAAGUCCGCGCAAGGUCUGAUCGGAAAGGACAAAAGUGGUCGCAGUGAUCCCUACGUGACAGUUCAGGUCGGCAAAGUCAGGCGCCGGACGAAGACAGUGCCUCAGGAGCUCAAUCCCACGUGGGAUGAAAAGUUCUGGUUGGAUGAGGACAACGACUUGAAAUCGAAGAUUCGACAAAAGUUUACCCGCGAAUCAGACGAUUUUUUGGGACAAGCGAUAAUUGAAGUGCGGACAUUGGGUGGUGAAAUGGAUUUGUGGUACAACCUCGAAAAGCGGACAGACAAAUCUGCAGUUUCCGGUGCCAUCCGUUUGAAUAUCUCCAUCGAAAUCAAAGGUGAAGAAAACUCAGCCCCCUAUCAUAUUCAAUACACGUGUCUUCAUGAAGAAGAGUUGUGGCGAGUGUUUUUCGAUCCGCUGGGGCAGGAGAUAAGCGACGAGUUUGCAAUGCGAUAUGGCAUUGAAAGCAUCUUCCAGGCUAUGACCCAUUUUGCGUGCCUUACAACCAAGUACAACUGCGUCGGUGUGCCUGCCCAACUGUCGACACUGCUGGCCAACAUCAAUGCCUUCUACGCACACACCAGCUCCAACAACAGUCAAACCGCCUCAGAGCGAUUUGCUGCCAGCAAUUUUGGGAGGGAGAAAUUUGUCAAGAUCCUUGACAAUCUGCACAAUGCACUUCGAAUUGACCUCUCCAAAUACCGAACAAUAUUUCCCGCUUCGCAACCGGAACGGCUUGCGGACAUGAAGUGCACCGUCGACGUUCUAACCAGCAUCACAUUCUUUCGCCUUAAGGUGCAGGAAUUGGCAGCUCCACCACGAACCCUUCAAGUACUGCGCGAGUGCAUUCGCGCUUGCAUGAAGGCCACCUACGAGUGCCUCUCCGACAAUGUGCAAGCUCUCUACGGUGGAAACUUCCAGGCAUGCCGCGAGAAGUCGUCGGCUGAGUCGCAGAGCGAUAUUGACCCGGUGUUGGGAGUCAGGUCACUCUCCUACUGGCACAAACUGAUCUCGCUCAUGGUCUCUGUGAUUGAAGAUGACCGAAAGCACUAUGCGCCUGUGCUCAAUCAGUUCCCACAGGACAUCAACCUGGGCGACCUCUCUGCCGAGAUGAUGUGGAAUCUGUUGGCAGAGGACAUCUCCGUCGGCUUGACGCAACACUACGAGGCGACGGGAGAACAGAUUACCACCACGCGCCUCUCGAAGGCAAAGAUCAAGACCUCGGACUACCUCAACCUCUGCUUCCGUAUCAAAUGGUUUUACAACACCUACGUGAGACCAAGUCGGUGGAACCGGAAAGAGGAUGAUCCGGAGUAUCCGAAGUGGUUCGAACCGUUAGUGAUGCUGUGGCUAAGCGAGAAUGAUGAGGUGUCGGAGAAUUACCUGCGUAACGCCUAUGAGAGGGACAAGCGUGACGGAUUUCAACGUUCCAGUGAGCAUGCACUCUACUCCAACUCCGUGGUGGACGUGUUCACGCAACUCAACCAAUGCUUCGAUGUAAUUAGGAAGUUGGAGUGCCCGGAUCGAGAUGUGGAGGCAAACUACAUGCACCGUUUUGCUCAGACUGUGGAAAAGGUGCUGUUGGCCUACUCGGAGAGCGUUCAGCUGGACUUUGCCCAAUUCAAAAGCGAUGCUCGCACCGCAUGCAUCCUCAUCAACAACACUCAACAGCUACGCGUCCAACUGGAAAAGGUGUACGAGGCGAUGGAGGGUGAAGACUUCAACCUUCAUGAGGAGACGCGGGAACAACUGACAAAACUGCAGGUGCGUUUAAAGAACGCCGUUGAUCUGCUUGUCUUCGCCUUUGCUGGUGAGUUUGAGGAGGAUAUUCAAAGGAGCGUGCUGGAAAUGGGCCGUCUACUACAGGGGUGUAAAGAGACCACCUCUGGCGGUGGCAGUGCCGAGGGAAUGGAAGCCGAUUGCGAAAACUGUCUGCGCCCCCUCAUGGACUACUUUGAGUUGGUGCUGUCAGCUCAGGCCAGUUUGUGUGAAAAGACUGUGCUGAAACGCCUGCUCAAGGAACUUUGGCGCAUCACCAUGGAGAACACAGAAAAACUAGUCGUUUUGCCAGGCGUGUCGGACACCAAGCAGGACUUUGCCGGGGAGAGUUUAGUGGGGAGUAGAGACCUCACGCCCUACCAAUGCGAGGUCCUGACCAACUGCUUGGAUACUGUGCAGGUUUAUUUUCACGCUGGUGGUCGCGGCCUCAAACGUUCUUUCCUUCAACGCUCGCCUGAACUGCACAACCUGCAGCAGGCAUUGGCGCUCUAUUCGCAGACCACAGACACUCUUCUCAAGGACUACGUCACCACCGAAAUCUUCAUCAUGGACAUGAUCUCACCCGAUGAUGCGUGCGGAUACCUCAACGUUCAAGUGGAGGUCUUCAAGCAUCCUGGGACCGGAGAAUACAAAGCCAUCGUUAAAGGCAAGGAUUCCUCUUACCAUGGGGUAAUGGUCUCGGGGCUUUUCCGCCCCUUCGUCGAAGUCUACCUCUUUGGACCGCUUCUGACAGACUGCAAACGACGAUUCACGACAAAAUCCAAAUCGGGCACCAUCUCACCGCUCUUCAACGAGACCUUUGUCUACUACCUUUCAAGUCGCAGUGAUCCCGAGUGGUAUGAGUUGCAAUUUGUGGUGAAGGACUACUGCUUUGGUCGCAGCGAUCGCCUUGUAGCGAGCAGCCUGCUAACACUCUCGCAGGCACUUGACUUGGGUGGCUCGGCGCCAGUACGACUGCCACUGACGCGCAGACAGACGCAGUCAGAGGCUGGCUGGACCGUGCUGCGCAUCCUCUCGCAACGACUUGCCACCGACGAGGUUGCGCGGGAGUUCGUUCGUGUCAAAACGGAAUGUUGUUCGGCAGCCGGAACCUCCACCUUCAUUCAGGCAGAGUGA